Manis javanica (Malayan pangolin) is the source of this 3725-nucleotide messenger RNA. Lineage: Eukaryota; Metazoa; Chordata; Mammalia; Pholidota; Manidae. The record is from RefSeq and is a predicted model, not a curated record.
UUUCUAAUGGCUAGCUUUUGGGAUUCUCAGGACGCAGUGACCAUCUGUACUCUGGGGAUGGGGACAGCCUUCGGAGAGUCCAUCCUGGACAACACGCCCCGCCAUGCGACCAUUGUCACCAGAGAGAGCAGCGAGCUGCUCCGCGUCGAGCAGAAGGACUUCAAGGCUCUCUGGGAGAAAUAUCGACAGUACAUGGCAGGACUUCUGGCUCCUCCUUAUGGUGUUAUGGAAACAGGCUCUAACAAUGACAGAAUUCCUGACAUGGAGAACACACCUCUCAUUGAACCUCAUGUUCCUCUUCGUCCUGCUAACACCAUUCCCAAGGUACCUUCAGAGAAGAUCCUCAGAGCUGGAAAAAUUUUACGAAAUGCUAUUCUCUCUCGAGCACCUCACAUGAUAAGAGAUAGAAAAUACCACCUGAAGACAUACAGACAGUGCUGUGUGGGAACCGAGCUGGUGGACUGGAUGCUGCAGCAGACUCCAUGUGUUCACUCCCGAACGCAAGCUGUGGGCAUGUGGCAAGUGCUGGUAGAAGACAGUGUUCUCAACCAUGUGGACCAGGAACACUAUUUCCAAGACAAAUAUUUAUUUUAUCGAUUUCUGGACGACGAGCUUGAGGAUGCCCCUUUGCCUACUGAAGAGGAGAAGAAGGAGUGGGAUGAGGAGCUCCAGGACACAAUGCUGCUGCUGUUGCAGAUGGGCCCUGACGCCCACUUGAGGAUGACUCUGCGGAAGCCACCUGGCCAGAGGACAGUGGAUGACCUGGAGAUUAUCUAUGAGGAGCUCCUUCACAUUAAAGCCUUAUCCCAUCUUUCUACCACAGUGAAGCGGGAACUAGCAGGUGUUCUCAUUUUUGAGUCUCAUGCCAAAGGAGGAACUGUGUUGUUUAACCAGGGGGAAGAAGGUACCUCCUGGUAUAUUAUUCUAAAAGGAUCAGUGAAUGUAGUCAUUUAUGGCAAGGGCGUGGUCUGCACCCUGCACGAAGGAGAUGACUUUGGCAAGUUAGCACUAGUCAACGAUGCCCCGAGAGCUGCCUCUAUCGUCUUGAGAGAAGAUAAUUGCCAUUUCUUAAGAGUAGACAAGGAAGAUUUCAACCGGAUCCUGAGGGACGUUGAGGCGAAUACAGUCAGACUUAAAGAACAUGACCAAGAUGUCUUGGUGCUGGAGAAGGUCCCAGCAGGAAACAGGGCUUCUAAUCAAGGAAACUCACAGCCUCAGCAAAAGUAUACUGUUAUGUCAGGAACACCUGAAAAAAUUUUAGAGCAUUUUCUAGAAACAAUACGCCUUGAACCAGCUUUAAAUGAAGCAACAGAUUCAGUUUUAAAUGACUUCGUUAUGAUGCACUGUGUUUUUAUGCCAAAUACCCAGCUUUGCCCAGCCCUGGUGGCCCAUUACCAUGCACAGCCUUCACAAGGUACAGAACAGGAGAAAAUGGAUUAUGCCCUCAACAAUAAGAGGAGAGUUGUCCGCCUGGUUUUGCAGUGGGCCGCCAUGUAUGGAGACGUCCUACAAGAGGAUGACGUGGCUGUGGCUUUCCUAGAGGAGUUUUAUGUGUCUGUAUCAGAUGAUGCCCGGAUGAUUGCUGCCCUCAAGGAGCAACUGCCGGAGUUGGAGAAGAUUGUCAAGCAAAUUUCAGAAGAUGCAAAGGCUCCACAAAAGAAACACAAAGUUCUUUUGCAACAGUUCAACACAGGUGAUGAGAGAGCACAGAAGCGCCAGGCUAUCCGAGGCUCUGAUGAAGUUCUGUUUAAAGUCUAUUGCAUGGACCACACCUACACAACCAUUCGGGUGCCAAUAGCCGCCUCGGUGAAGGAAGUGAUCAACGCAGUUGCCGACAAACUAGGCUCUGGGGAAGGCCUGAUCAUUGUCAAGAUGAGUUCCGGAGGAGAAAAGGUGGUGCUCAAACCUAAUGAUGUUUCAGUAUUUACGACGCUCACCAUUAAUGGACGCCUAUUUGCUUGCCCACGAGAGCAGUUCGAUUCACUGACUCCCUUGCCAGAACAGGAAGGCCCAACUGUUGGAACAGUGGGAACUUUUGAACUGAUGAGCUCCAAAGAUUUAGCAUACCAGAUGACAGUUUAUGACUGGGAACUCUUCAACUGUGUGCAUGAGCUGGAGCUAAUCUAUCACACAUUUGGAAGGCAUAAUUUUAAAAAGACCACAGCAAACUUGGAUUUGUUCCUGAGGAGAUUUAAUGAAAUUCAGUUUUGGGUUGUCACUGAGAUUUGCCUUUGUUCCCAGCCCAGCAAGCGUGUUCAGCUCUUAAAAAAAUUUAUUAAGAUAGCAGCCCACUGUAAGGAGUAUAAAAAUCUGAAUUCCUUUUUUGCCAUCGUCAUGGGACUAAGUAAUGUUGCUGUGAGCCGCUUGGCACUCACGUGGGAGAAACUGCCAAGCAAGUUCAAGAAGUUCUAUGCAGAGUUUGAAAGUUUAAUGGAUCCUUCGAGAAACCACAGGGCCUACAGGCUGACAGUAGCUAAGCUGGAUCCUCCUCUCAUCCCCUUCAUGCCUUUGCUCAUUAAAGAUAUGACAUUUACUCAUGAGGGGAACAAGACGUUCACUGACAAUCUAGUAAACUUUGAAAAAAUGCGCAUGAUUGCAAAUACUGCCAGAACAGUGAGAUACUGCAGGAGCCAGCCCUUCAAUCCUGAUGCAGCUCAAGCUAAUAAGAACCACCAGGACGUCCGGAGCUAUGUACGGCAAUUAAAUGUGAUUGACAACCAGAGAACUUUAUCGCAGAUGUCGCACAGAUUAGAGCCUCGUCGGCCAUAGACAUUUAAAGUGCCCAGAACGAUGUCUGUCUCCAGUCCACAGUCUUUCAGAAAUGCCAUUAAUGCUACUACUGACUAAUUGUCUCUCGAGAUUUCUCCAAAACAAGCAAAAACACAUCCUGAGACAUCUCAGGACUACAUUCAGCUUACCAGCAUCAUGACAAAAGAGGAAAUUAUUUGACUUGCAUAAAGCUUGCACACUCUAGCUUAGGAAUAGCCAGUUGGUAGUCACUCUACUUUAUUUCCAGUUGUGCCAUUUUCUUUGCUGAAACAUAAGACUCACAGGAAAAGUUUAUCGCAGAAAUAUCAGAGUCAAGACAAGUAUCAAGCCCCUGACAUUUUUUCUAAGGGUGUUUACAGGGUGAGAUGUGCUGCAGAUGGUAUUUAUUUGGAUAUAUCAGUGGUGGUAUAGCUUAAUAUUUUUUAAUUCAGCAUCUUGAUUUGGAGCAUGGGGUUUGGGAAGGUACUGAAGAAUCCACUGAGUCCAGAUUUUAGGCUUCAUUCUUCCAUCUUCACGGUGUCUGCCUCUGCAGGAACAGAACCUGACCAAUUACUGUAAAACACUAUGGUUAUUUAGUAAUUUUCAAAGGACUGGUCUGUAAUUUCUGCAGGAUAUAUAGAAUACUGUUUCUGUUUACAAUGUAUUUUUUAAACUUACAAAUCAGGAUUACGUACAUAGGAAUUCCACUAAGAAACUCCAAGGUUCUUAAAGUUGCCAGCAUUAAGUUAAGAAAAUAACAUUUCAAAAGAGCACAAAAUACACAAAACAUUUUUCAAAAUUAAAAUAUUUUCCUGGGCAUUAAAAACCUUUAUUAUUGGCUAAUUAUUGUUACUGAUUAAAAAAACUCAUAUUUUCUGGACUUAAAUAUUAUUACAAACAUCUUAAUUUUCAGCAAUUGUUUUGCACUUUCAAAUAGAUUGUAAAUAAUUCAUUCAAUCAAUGAUACAGUUAUUUAU